Linum trigynum is the source of this 662-nucleotide messenger RNA. NCBI's taxonomy places the organism in Eukaryota, Viridiplantae, Streptophyta, Magnoliopsida, Malpighiales, Linaceae. The record is from the annotation of a GenBank genome assembly.
UCCUAAUUAAACCUGCAACUGAGUCACUUAAAUCAUACAACAACAACAACAACAAUAUGGAUUCCCACGGCGGCAGCGGAAAGGCGUCUCCGUACAUGGCUCUCCCACCCGGCGACGAGAGUACAGCAACGCCCAAGAUCUACGAGCCUUCUUCUCACAGAUUCAUGACGGCGACUUCCCCCGAUCAAAAGGCCGACGAGAAGAAGACGACGACCAAGAAGAAGAAGAAGAAGAAGAAAGGUUGCUUUCUGAUGUGCUUCUCAAAUAUGGAGAUCCACAGCAAAGAAGAGCAGGAUAAGGUGCUUGAGCUGCUGGAAGACGGCAACAACAACAAGUGCUGUUUCCUCAUGUGCUUCUCCAAUCUAGGAUUGGGUUCACCGGAGGAUCCACAGGCUGUUAAGCCCACCAAAUAUUGAUCCAUAAUUAAGGAUCGACCUUAUAGUAGAACUAAUAAGUCUGUGGUGUGUAUUGUGAUGAAUCCUAGCUACCAAGAAAAUAUGCUUAUAGGCUACCUACCAGGCUUGUCUUGUGGCGAUAUUAUUAUUAUUAUUAUUAUUAUUAUUAUUAUUAUUAUUAUUUUUCACUGCAUGUUUAAUUUGUCAGCGUUAAUGUGACAAAAAUAUAAUCGACUAUAUGUAGUUGAAUAAUGUUAGCACAAGUAC